GCGGCGGAGCUCCCUUUUCGGGGGCAGAGCUUGCGGUCUCAAUUGACGUGAGGGCUGAGGAGCGAUGCUGAGGGAUGUAAGAUGGCAGAGCUACAAAUGUUGUUAGACGAAGAAAUUCCAGCCGGGAAACGAGCCCUGGUGGAGAGUUACCAAAACCUCACCAGGGUCGCGGAGUACUGUGAGAACAAUUAUGUCCAGGCCCAGGACAAGAAGGCGGCUCUGGAGGAGACCAAGGCUUACACCACGCAGUCCUUGGCCAGCGUCGCCUACCAGAUUAACGCAUUGGCCAACAAUGUGCUGCAGCUGCUGGACAUCCAGGCAUCGCAGCUGCGCCGGAUGGAGUCCUCCAUCAACCACAUCUCCCAGACAGUGGACAUCCACAAAGAGAAGGUGGCCAGACGAGAAAUCGGCAUCCUGACCACAAACAAGAACACGUCCAGGACCCACAAGAUCAUUGCCCCCGCCAACGUGGAGCGGCCUGUGAGGUACAUCCGGAAGCCCAUCGACUACACCGUGCUGGACGACGUGGGCCAUGGGGUCAAGUGGCUGAAAGCUAAGCAUGGAAGCAACCAACCGGCGAGAGGGGGAACGCUGUCAAGGACCAAUCCGCCGACGCAGAAGCCGCCCAGCCCGCCCAUGUCAGGCCGUGGAACCCUGGGACGCAAUACUCCUUACAAAACCCUGGAGCCCGUCAAGCCCCCCACGGUCCCCAACGACUACAUGACAAGUCCCGCCCGCCUGGGCAGCCAGCACAGUCCGGGCCGCACUGCCUCGCUGAAGAGGCCCAGGACUCACAGCGGCAGCAGUGGGGGCAGCGGCAGCCGGGAGAACAGCGGUGGCAGCGGCAGCGUGGGAAUCCCCAUCGCCGUGCCGACCCCAUCCCCCCCCACCAUGGGACCAGUGCCGCCCAUGUUCAUUCCUUCCGGAGCCCCCCCCCCGCCUCCUCCUCCUCCUCCCCCUCCCCCUGUUCCACCCCCACUUCCUGGGCAAGGUCCCUUCAUGGCAGCGUCGCCGAUAGCUGCUGCUAUGGGCCCCGGCCUUGGCCCCGCCCCUGUGUCACAGUUUGGCACCGUGUCUCGGCAUAUCCGGCACGGUUCGGCCGCCUCAUCUGUCUCCAACGUGUCGGCAACAGGGACAUACCGGCGGGCGCCGUCUGUCACUGCCCAGUUCCCCCCGCAGCAGCAGCAGCCGCACAUUAACGGGGGUCCUCCUCUGUACCCCCCGAGCUCAAUGUCCAUGGCCCCCCCUCCUCCCCCAAUGCCCCAGCUGACCCCACAGAUCCCCCUGACAGGCUUUGUUGCCAGGGUGCAGGAGAACAUCGCGGACCCGACUCCGCCCCCUCCCCCACCACCUGAUGACAUGGGCAUGUUUGAUGACUCCCCACCCCCACCGCCCCCACCAGUGGACUAUGAGGAAGAGGAGCCGACCGUGGUGCAGUUCAACGACCCCUAUGCUGAUGGAGACCCGCACUGGGCCCCCAAGAACUACAUUGAGAAAGUCGUUGCAGUUUAUGACUACAGCAAGGACAAGGACGAUGAGCUGUCGUUCAUGGAGGGCUCCGUCAUCUACCUCAUCAAAAAGAACGACGACGGCUGGUUCGAGGGCGUCUGCAAUGGCGUCACGGGCCUGUUCCCGGGCAACUAUGUGGAGGCCAUCAUGCAUUAUGCCGACUGAGCGAACUCCGUCAUUCAGACACAGAGCACCAAUCCACAAAAGCAUAGACAA
Messenger RNA from Brienomyrus brachyistius, 1725 nucleotides. RefSeq names its product abl-interactor 1a (gene abi1a). Gene Ontology annotation, cellular component: lamellipodium; intracellular anatomical structure. NCBI's taxonomy places the organism in Eukaryota, Metazoa, Chordata, Actinopteri, Osteoglossiformes, Mormyridae. Gene Ontology annotation, molecular function: SH3 domain binding. The record is from RefSeq and is a predicted model, not a curated record.